Owenia fusiformis is the source of this 329-nucleotide messenger RNA. NCBI's taxonomy places the organism in Eukaryota, Metazoa, Annelida, Polychaeta, Sabellida, Oweniidae. The record is from the annotation of a GenBank genome assembly.
UGUGUGAGCCCCAUGAUGACUGCGAAGGACAUUACACAUGUGCUGAUGAUGGAAGCAAAAUAUGCCUUGCUAAUUGGACUGAUAAUGGUUGCAAAACAUGGGUUGGGGAACCAUAUGAAUGUGUUUUAAACAAAGGAUAUAAGAUAUAUAAUGAUCUAAGAGGAAUGUGGGAUGGUUCCGUGGAAUGCACAGGUAAAAUUCCUCUAAGUUACACAUUGAACAUCACCGUGACAUCAGAUAUAACAACCCCAUCUGGAAUAUUUGAACUGAGUUACAACGCAUCAGAUGGAGUACAUUAUACAGCUAAAGGAACAUAUGAGCAAAAUGGC